Messenger RNA from Raphanus sativus (radish), 1423 nucleotides. RefSeq lists its product as uncharacterized. The coding region runs from base 144 to 1202 and encodes 352 amino acids. NCBI's taxonomy places the organism in Eukaryota, Viridiplantae, Streptophyta, Magnoliopsida, Brassicales, Brassicaceae. The transcript has 10 exons. The record is from RefSeq and is a predicted model, not a curated record.
CCAAAUCGAAAGUUGAGGUCCAAAAAGGCAAAAGGGUGUGUCGUAAUUUUUAGUCUCUUCUCUGGUGGCUAAAGGCGUCACGGAACAGAACAAUCGAGAAGAGCCAGCCGGCCUCUAAAGUCUCUUACCUUGAAUCGGAAUCCAUGGCUGUUCAAGCCGGCGUUCAGACCUCCAAAGUUCUCAUCUUGCUCGGCGCAGGGGUCUCUGGUUCGAUUGUACUGAGACAUGGGAGGUUGUCUGACCUAAUAGCGCAGCUUCAAGAAUUACUCAAAGGUGCUGAAGGAGUUGAAAGCACACCUUUUAGUUAUAAGUAUGAUAGUGCCGCCCUCGCUGCUCAGAUUCGACAGCUCGCAAAUGAAAUCAAAGAACUAAGUACGAUUAAUCCUGUUACCAUAUUUAACGGAGAUUCAAACAACAGUGGCUAUGCUUCUUACCUGGUUCCAGCGGCAGCCGUUGGAGCUAUGGGAUACUGUUACAUGUGGUGGAAGGGUUGGUCAUUUUCGGAUGCAAUGUUUGUGACAAAGAAAAAUAUGGCUAAUGCAGUUGCAUCUUUUUCAAAACAACUAAACGACUUGCAGGAAUCACUAGCGGUUAAAAAAAAAAGAGAAGACAUUUUCUCAAAACGUCCCUUGCUUGUUAUAUAUAUUAUCCUGGUUUAUGACUUUGUGUAUUUGCUUAUGCAGUCAACAAAGAAACAUCUUUCUAAGGAGCUAUCGAAAUUGGAUUGGAAGGUGGAAGAGCAGACCGAGAUAUCUAAAAUGAUUCUAAGUGAUGUAACAGAUGUGAAAUCAAGUAUUUCACAACUUGGGUUUGACUUUCAACAAAUUAAUGAAAUGAUAUCCGGAAUAGAAGGGAAGAUUGACAGUCUUGAAAGCAAACAAGAUGUGACACUCUCAGGACUAUGGCAUUUGUGUCAAAUUGCAGGAGUUAAAGACAGCCCGGCCACUAAAGUCAUUCAGGAUGUUGGUGCGAGACUACCUAUCGAUGCAAAACCAUCAUCUAACAAUUCUCUUUCGGGUCUGCGGUUCCUAACAGAAGGAGAGGAGGGUGUAAAUGUAAUACACAACAAGCCUCUUUUGGAGAAAGAAAGCCCGUUGGUGGUGGAGGAGAAAACAAAAGCUGCCAUGGUGACAAGAACCAGAGUUCACAGAGCGUUUCCCGGUGGAAUAUCUUGGGUACAAGACCUUACCAAACAAUCAUAAAACACAUUUUUGGGGAUUUUUUCUUACAAAGAAUUUACUUUAUAUGGUCCCAACUUGUGAUACUGAUACUGGGACUCGCAAUUAUUUAUCUGUAAGUAAGCAAACUAUACACAUAUUACAUUCAUCAACGUUUUUGUUGGUUGCCCUUAUUGUUUGUGAAAGAAAGAGUGUGAAACACGUAUGUUUGAAUGAGAAUAAAGUGAUACGUGGAUUUGUUCUAA